Messenger RNA from Clarias gariepinus (North African catfish), 2546 nucleotides. It is a transcript of the gene dlc, whose product is annotated as deltaC. The transcript has 9 exons. Gene Ontology annotation, cellular component: membrane. Gene Ontology annotation, biological process: cell communication; axon guidance; Notch signaling pathway. Lineage: Eukaryota; Metazoa; Chordata; Actinopteri; Siluriformes; Clariidae. The record is from RefSeq and is a predicted model, not a curated record. The coding region runs from base 235 to 2256 and encodes 673 amino acids. Gene Ontology annotation, molecular function: calcium ion binding.
AAACGCACAGGUUGAAAUAGCGCAGUGGAGCUAACGCAUAGGUCGGUUUAGUUUAGGUUAAGUUUUAAGCUCCUUGCAACUUUUAGUAGCAGGUUAUUUGUUUACUUCUUUUUUAUUGUUUUAUACGGCUGUACGGUUUUUUUGGGGGGUUGUUAGCUUUAUUAUAGUGGAAAAUCAGGAAAUUUGUAUCGGAUACCUUCUGCAAGUCCUGUCUGUCUGCUGCCCAGGCAGACCAUGAGGAAAAUGUCUAACUUGUUAUCGACGUGCCUUUUUAUUUUACUAGCAUCCCAGCUGGUCGAUUCGGCCGGUGUGUUCGAGCUAAAAGUGCAUUCGUUCACCAGCCCUGGCGGUGUGUGCAAGAACUCCCAGGAAUGCCACAUCUUCUUCCGCGUGUGUCUCAAACACUCGCACGAUAUGGUAGGACCCGAACCUCCGUGUUUGUACGGAACCGGACUGACGGACAUCUUCAGCGCCGAUCCCAGCUCCAUCGCCAGCAGCGCGCCCAUCAAACUGCCCUUCAGCUUCAAAUGGCCGGGAACUUUUUCGUUGACCAUCGAAGCGUGGAAGGCAGAGUCCGGUUCAGUGCUGUCCACAGAUAACCCGGACAACCGGAUCGGCUUCGUGGCUACUAGCGGAAAGAUGACCGCCGGAGAGAACGCGCUGCAGAACGCGCAGCUGGGAGAACAGAGUCAACUGCGCUACUCUUAUCACGUCAUGUGCGACGAGUUUUACUACGGAGAGAGCUGCUCGGACUACUGCCGCCCGCGGGACGACGCCCUGGGCCACUACACCUGCGACUCAUCGGGACAGAGGAUGUGUUUAUCCGGAUGGAAAGGCGAAUACUGCCGAGAGCCCAUCUGCUCUCCUGGCUGCAGUGAAGCCCAUGGUCAUUGUGAUACCCCUGGUGAGUGCACGUGUCGCCUCGGGUGGCAGGGCCCCCUCUGCGAUGAGUGCGUGCGCCACCCUGGCUGCCUGCACGGAACAUGCAAAGAACCGUUUCAGUGCAACUGUAAGGAAGGAUGGGGCGGCCUGUUUUGCAACGAAGACCUUAACUUCUGCACCAAUCAUAAACCCUGCAAGAAUGAUGCCAAAUGCACAAACACAGGCCAGGGGAGCUACACUUGCACCUGCAAGCCCGGCUUCACUGGCAUCAACUGCGAGAACAAGACCAACGUGUGCAACAGCAAUCCAUGCAAGAAUGGAGGCAGCUGUAAUGAGCUGGAGAAUGACUACUCAUGCACGUGCCCUCAGGGCUUUUACGGAAAGAACUGCGAGGUCAGCGCAAUGACCUGUGCGGACGGACCGUGCUUCAAUGGCGGAACCUGCGUGGAGAAAACGACUGGGAGUUACUCCUGCCGCUGCCCGUCUGGUUAUAUGGGCUCCAACUGCGAGAAGAAAAUAGACCGCUGCAGUAGUGACCCCUGUGCCAACGGAGGUUACUGUCUGGACCUGGGCCACAACCUGGUGUGCCGAUGCCGCCCUGGCUUCAAAGGGCCGCGUUGUGAAAUCAACAUCGACGAGUGCGCCCAUAACCCAUGUCGCAACGCGGGCACCUGCGUGGAUGGCAUUAACGACUACACUUGCAAGUGCACGUUGGGCUUCACAGGCAAGGAUUGCAAUGUGCGUGCUGAUGCCUGCAACCUCCUGCUGUGCAAAAACGGCGGCACAUGCUACACUCACUUCAGUGGGCCCGUGUGCCAGUGCCCGCCAGGAUUCAUGGGUUUGCGUUGUGAGUACAGCCAGCCAACCACGAAGCCUGUACCUGCAUCUUCAUUCCCUGCAGCCCUGGCGGUUUCCUUCGCUCUAGGCCUUAUCACACUGACCCUCCUGCUGUGCGCUGCCAUCAUCCUCAUCAAGCAGUUGAGACGCAGCAAAAAAUCCAUGUUCUCCUCUGUGCGAAACGACCUGGACAUCAUCAACAAUCGCAACUCUACGAUCUCCAAAACUCAGUCCAGCUACAAGGAGAAGGAAGCAUUCCUCAUCCCCGGUGGUCCGUUUAAAGUGUCCAACAAGGAUGCAGAACUCAACUCCAGUAUGCUGGAUACACUUUGUAACGACAAGGCCAACAACAAGCAAAAGAUGCUGGACUACAAUCUAGCCAAAGACGAGAAAAAUACAAAGGACAAGCUAGACCUGAAAAACAGAGACUCCUCUCUAUUAGUUCCGCCUUUGAGCUACCCUAAAGGAGAUUUAUAUCAUCCCAUAUAUAUCAUUCCUGAACAAAUUGAACAACGUAUUUUUGCUACUGAGGUUUAACAGUAUUGGAUCACCUCAAUCGUCCUCAGGCUUCGCCUGAACACGUUUACAUGCCUCAAAAAAGACAUUUGAAGAGACAAUAUCAUAUUUAAUAUUUAUUGAUGCUGCUCAUAUGAAAGGACUACUUUUUCUUCGGACAAUGUUGCGCAGACAAACCAAGCUUUAGGAUGCGUGAAAUUGCAUAAUUUGCACUACAAUUUACUUUUUUAUAUAUAUUUUUUUUCUAUUUACGGAUGAAUAUAUAUAUAUAUAAAUAUAAAUAUAAAAAAAAAAAAAACUCUAUGGACCAA